This is a messenger RNA of Macrobrachium nipponense, 390 nucleotides long. RefSeq lists its product as uncharacterized. Gene Ontology annotation, molecular function: nucleic acid binding. The record is from RefSeq and is a predicted model, not a curated record. The coding region runs from base 1 to 390 and encodes 129 amino acids. The transcript has a single exon. Gene Ontology annotation, biological process: DNA integration. NCBI's taxonomy places the organism in Eukaryota, Metazoa, Arthropoda, Malacostraca, Decapoda, Palaemonidae.
AUGGCAAAAGGCGUUGGAGUUGAUCUAAUGAGUAUUGAAAAGCAUAAUUAUCUUAUAACUGUUGAUUACUUCAGCAAUUUUUGGGAAAUUGACUACCUAGAAAACACAUUAGCCAGUACAGUGAUUAGAAAACUUAAAUCUCAUUUUGCUAGGUAUGGAUUGCCUUGUGUAUUGAUUAGUGAUAAUGGACCCCAAUUUGUAAAUGAGAAUUUCAAACAGUUUGCAACUGAUUAUGAUUUCGAGCAUAGGACAAGUAGCCCUACACAUGCCCAAUCUAAUGGUAUGGUCGAAUCUGCAGUGAAAACAUCUAAACGUUUAAUUAGAAAAGCUGUUGAAAGUAAUAAAGAUAUACUAGUGAUAAAGACGCCAGCCCAUCACAGUAUAACCUAG